This is a messenger RNA of Prunus armeniaca (apricot), 723 nucleotides long. NCBI's taxonomy places the organism in Eukaryota, Viridiplantae, Streptophyta, Magnoliopsida, Rosales, Rosaceae. The record is from the annotation of a GenBank genome assembly.
AUGGAUAUUGAUUGGAAGUUGCAUAAAAGGAUCAUCAAUUUCAGAAAAAUCACUACCCAUAAGGGUAUUGACAUAGGCAAGACUAUAUGUGCUUGCAUGAAGGCUCGGGGGUUUGAAAAGGUGUUUAGCAUUACCGUUGAUAAUUCUUAUGCAAAUGAUGGAGUAGUUGUGUAUGUAGGAAAUAGGCUUAAGGAUUUCAAUGAUCUUUUGCUUGAUGGGAAGUAUCUGCACUUGAGGAUGGUGACUGAAAAUCAAACUUUUCAAGCUUACUUUGAGGAGAUAGAGAAGGAUGAGAUGAAGAGAGUGGGUCCUCCGAGUAAUGAAGAUUGGGAGAAGUCAAUCUUCUUUGUUCACUUUCUUAUGAAAUUCUAUUACACAACCUUGAAACUAAGUGCAACGAAAAUGGUUACAUCCAAUUUAAUUUUCCAUGAUUUGGCCGAUUCUAAUAAGAAAGAUGAGGUUGUGAGAGAAGUGAGAACAUGCUUGUUCAACUUGUAUCAUGGGUAUAGAGGGGUAGAUGCCUUAGUGAGCCAACCAAUGAAUGAAGGCCAAGAUGAAAAUUUUGCAAAUGAGGUUGAAGGCUAUGAUGAUGUUCAAAUUAAAAUGUUCCAUCUACUUGUGCAACAAAGGAAGGAGGAAAAACUUGUGGAAACAUCCAAUGAAGUUGAUAAAUACUUCAUCAAUCCUUUUGAAAGCCCUUUUAGCAAGACUUUAAACUCUUGA